AUGUCAGAAGCAUUGAUGACAAUUAAUUUGGAGCCAAAUUGCAUGACAUCUCUCAUGAGGAUUAUGAGUGCCGCCAGAAAUGGAGAGGUUUGGGCCCUUAAGUUCUUUGACGCGCAGCCCCGACCCCCAUCAGGAAUGAUAGACAUGAGUGGACCCACAUUUGGUAAUUACGACCAGUGUUUGAGUAUUGAAAGUCCCGAUGAAGAGGACAAACCUAAGUUUUACGGACAAUACUGUGGAAUGGAUGCCAAGGAUAACAUGGACCUGAAUCCACAUACUAUGCCCCGAGAAUAUCUGGAAAACAUUGGCCAGAAGUUGCCCCAAAACACAGCUUUCAAUUACAAAAACUUUUUCAAUCAAUUCUUUGAGAACUACAGGAAAGUGUUGUAUCGCAUGACUCCCGACGACCUCUUGGAUGGCAUGGAGUUCGCAGAAAACCAAAUGUUUGAUAACAUAAGACUAAUGAACGGACUUUGUUUGCCCACCACUUGUAAUCCUGUAGAAGUGGGCAAAGCUCUCACUGAAUUUUCGUAUCCAAUCACUCGGCUUCCGAUGGUUAUGGAUCACGAUUGCGAUUACGUCGGGAAACCUAUUAAACUCAAUAAAUAUCAAAUGAUAUCAAUGUUAGUGACUUACUGUUAA
This is a messenger RNA of Oppiella nova, 642 nucleotides long. The record is from the annotation of a GenBank genome assembly. Lineage: Eukaryota; Metazoa; Arthropoda; Arachnida; Sarcoptiformes; Oppiidae.